Molecule: messenger RNA, 471 nt
Organism: Malaclemys terrapin pileata
Lineage: Eukaryota; Metazoa; Chordata; Testudines; Emydidae
Product: transmembrane 9 superfamily member 2-like
Exons: 5
Coding region: 1-471 (156 amino acids)
Biological process (GO): protein localization to membrane
Cellular component (GO): membrane
Source: RefSeq, a predicted model, not a curated record
AUGGCAUUAGAUUUAAGAAAUCUUAUUUCUCUUCCCUACAAGCAUACUUAUAAAAACAAUUUAAAUUGUGGAGGUCCCCCUAUGGAGAUUCCUGGUGAAUUCACGAACAAACUGGAAUUGAUCUACACUUAUUCUGUGAAAUUUGAGGACGAAAAUGAUAUCAAGUGGACUUCCAGAUGGGACUACAUUUUGGAGUCUAUGCCACAUACCAACAUUCAGUGGUUUAGUAGAAUGAAUUCCCCCCUAAUUGUUCUCUUCUUGUCUGGCUUGGUGGCUAUGAUGAUAUUGAGAACUCUUUGUAAAGAUAUUGCAAGAUACAACCAGAUUGACUCUCCUGAAGACGCCCAAAAGGAAUUUAGUUGGAAGUUGGUUCAUGCAGAUGUAUUUAGACCUCCAAGGAAGGGAAUGCUGUUAUCUGUCUUCUUGGGUCAAGGAAUACAAAUUUUCAUUGAUAUUUAUUACUCUAUGUAA